GUGUGAACAUUGAUCCUGCGGGAGUAGGGGGUUCAUCAUGGCGGAUGACCUGAAGAGAUUCCUGUAUAAAAAAUUACCAAGUGUUGAGGGACUCCAUGCUAUUGUUGUGUCUGAUAGAGAUGGAGUGCCUGUUAUUAAAGUGGCCAAUGACAAUGCCCCAGAGCAUGCUCUGAGACCUGGCUUCUUAUCUACUUUUGCCCUUGCAACAGACCAAGGCAGCAAACUUGGACUCUCAAAAAACAAAAGUAUUAUCUGUUACUAUAACACUUACCAGGUGGUUCAAUUUAAUCGUUUACCUUUGGUGGUGAGUUUCAUAGCCAGCAGCAAUGCCAAUACGGGAUUGAUUGUGAGCCUAGAAAAGGAACUUGCUCCAUUAUUUGAAGAAUUGAGACAAGUUGUGGAAGUUUCUUAG
Molecule: messenger RNA, 412 nt
Organism: Elephantulus edwardii (Cape elephant shrew)
Lineage: Eukaryota; Metazoa; Chordata; Mammalia; Macroscelidea; Macroscelididae
Gene: LAMTOR3
Product: late endosomal/lysosomal adaptor, MAPK and MTOR activator 3
Exons: 6
Coding region: 38-412 (124 amino acids)
Biological process (GO): cellular response to amino acid stimulus; positive regulation of TOR signaling
Cellular component (GO): Ragulator complex
Source: RefSeq, a predicted model, not a curated record